CUUUUCCUCUCAUUUCUUCCACCUUCCACAAGUUCCAAGCUAAUUUUCCGAUGAUGAGAAACAAACAGAGAGGUGGAGACCUGUCUACUCGAGAGUAAUCUUCAGCCAUACUCUCCCGUCGUUGGCAAUCCCGUCACCAAUUCUGAAGACAGUCUCUCCUUGCAUUUUUGGAGGAGGGAAGUAAUAAUCGACCUCUCAAUCGAAGAUCUUUACUCCUGGGGUAAAAGAGUGGGAUUUUUGUCUCUGCUAUUAUUGAAAGACAUUUGAUUCGUACACCAUAUCCUUGGUAAAAAUGCUUCGAGUCGUCAGGGCAUCAUUUCUAUGGCGUAGACAGAUGCAUGCCCUAUCCCGUGAUGGUCCUAGUGAAACAUUGAAGAGGAAGGUUGCUGAGUUGGAGAAGAUGAGGAAAAGAAAGAACCCUAUCAAGGAUAAGUUAUUGGUAGAUGUUCCAGAAUCAAAAUCUUACCUUGAUACAGCAACUAUGCCAAUGAUUCUCACUGCUGUUGGAGUUGCACUUUUCGCAAAGCUCCUGAUGAUGUUAGAUGAAUCCAAAUCCCAAGAGAUGAUUGAGCGCAAAAUAAAGCAUGCUCCUGCUGGUCAGGGCACAGUUAGAAUGCUUAGUCGUGAGGAGUGGGAUGAAAUUCAAGAAGUGCGGCCAAGGACUCCAUUUGAAUCAAAGCUUGCUCGUCCAAAUGCGCGGAUAAGAACUGGGGAACCAGUACACAUGGAGGAUUUGAAAGAUUGGACAAUUGAUGUGCUCACAGAUGCACUCACACGGGUUGAAGAAACUGCUAGAAGCAAGCCCAAGUGAAUAAGAGAAAAGUAGACGCGUUGGCUCGCCAUCGGCAUGUAAAAUUGCUGUUUAGCCCAUAUUUACACAGUAGCUUCUCAAGUUUGUCCCUCUGAAAUCGUUACGUUUGUCCUCACCUCUUUUACUUUAUUUUGAAGAAUUCCUCACCCUUUAAUAACUGUGCUUCAUUACCCCUUUGCGAAUGUAAUCUGCUGUAAAGCCCUCUGUUGAUUUUUAGUAUGUAAUUGCUUGCUUAGCUUAUUCUUCGUGAUAAUAAAUCACAGAAUCGGCUAUGUUUUUCUUC
Rhododendron vialii is the source of this 1094-nucleotide messenger RNA. RefSeq lists its product as uncharacterized. The coding region runs from base 293 to 811 and encodes 172 amino acids. NCBI's taxonomy places the organism in Eukaryota, Viridiplantae, Streptophyta, Magnoliopsida, Ericales, Ericaceae. The transcript is spliced from 4 exons. The record is from RefSeq and is a predicted model, not a curated record.